GACAUUCAUCUUCGAAAGGAAAUGGAGGAAGGAGUUGAAGGUUAAAGACGACCUAUAAAUCUAUAAUCCAUCGGAAAAGGAAUUGAAGGACGACGCGAAGCAAUACCGGACUCAGAUUAGAGGCUGUGCGCCAAAAAUGGAGAAGAAAGCCGGCGAAGAAGGAACAGAGACGCGAAACAGCAUAACAUACUGUGUAACAGGAGGUUCAGGUUUCAUAGGAUCGUGGCUCAUUAAAUCUCUCCUCCACAAGGGCUACAAUGUACAUGCCACCGUUCGCCAUCCCGAAAAGGCACUUCAUUUGUUAAAAUUGUCGGGCCGGCUGAAAUUGUUCAAAGCUGAUCUAAACGAAGAGGGGAGCUUUGACGAAGCAUUUAGAGGCUGUGAUGGAGUAUUCCAUGUAGCCGCAUCAAUGGAUUUCGGUUUACAAGCAAACCACAAUAUUGACAGUUAUGUUCUAGAAAAGGCGAUCAAUCCAGCAAUCAAAGGGACACUAAAUGUUCUUAAAUCUGUUCUGAAAGCGAACUCGGUGAAAAGAGUUGUGUUCACAUCAUCAAUCAGUACAAUGACAGGCAGGUUUCCUUCUGGGAAAUUAAGAUCCGUGGUUGAUGAAUCUAGCGACAUAUCAACACAACAUGUGUGGAAUACUAAGCCAAGUGGCUGGGUGUAUUCUCUCACAAAGGUAUCCGCCGAAGAGGCUGCAUUCAGAUUUUCCAAGGAUAAUGGUAUUGAUUUGGUGUCAGUAAUUUCUCCAACAGUGGCUGGUCAGUUCCUCACUUCUACAGUUCCAUCAAGCAUUCGGGUUCUCCUAUCACCAAUAACAGAGGAUGCAGGCAUGUUUUCAAUACUAAAUGCUGUGAACUCAAGAAUGGGAUCAGUUGCUUUAGUUCAUGUAGAAGAUAUUUGCUCUGCCCACAUCUUCCUUAUGGAGAAUGAUAAAGCAAAAGGACGGUAUCUCUGCUCUGCUCAUAAUUGUUCCAUAUCUGAAUUGAUGCAUCAUAUAAGCAAAGAAUACCCUAUUCCUAAUGCGAAAAGCCAAGUGAUGCGAGAGCAAGAUCUACAGCCCCCAACUAUUUCAUCAAAGAAAUUAAUGGAUCUCGGAUUUACUUUCAAGCACAAUGUCCAAGAAAUCAUACAUGACGCAAUUCAGAACUCUAUACAACAUGGGUUUUUACCUUGUAAACAAUAGUAAGUAUUCCCCCCUGAGUUAUGCACGAAACAAGUAGACGGUUUGCAGAAACAAGAAGCUUUGAUGACUGGUUUGUAUAUAUGAUGAACAAGAAGAAUAACAUGCACAAAGCAAAAAAAAAAAAAAGAAAGUAAAAAACAGGUAAAGUGUUGUUUUUGGAUCUAAAUAUAAAUGUUGCAUGGGAUGUGUUGUAAUGUUUAUGAGGUACUUCAGUGAUUUGGGUAUUUUAAAACUGGCCGAACAUGUAGGAGGCCGCAAGGUUUGCGUACACACCCUCCGAGACCCUACUCGUGUCGAAUCAAACUGGGUUGUUGUU
This is a messenger RNA of Cuscuta campestris, 1502 nucleotides long. NCBI's taxonomy places the organism in Eukaryota, Viridiplantae, Streptophyta, Magnoliopsida, Solanales, Convolvulaceae. The record is from the annotation of a GenBank genome assembly.